This is a messenger RNA of Acromyrmex echinatior (Panamanian leafcutter ant), 861 nucleotides long. RefSeq names its product DNA polymerase zeta subunit 2 (gene PolZ2). Lineage: Eukaryota; Metazoa; Arthropoda; Insecta; Hymenoptera; Formicidae. The record is from RefSeq and is a predicted model, not a curated record. Gene Ontology annotation, cellular component: zeta DNA polymerase complex.
UUUUCAUUAUAAAAUGUCUCAAGAUAAGAUAGUUGGUGUUGACAUUCUCUUGGAAUUUUUGGAAGUAGCGUUUAAUCACAUAUUAUUCUUUCGCAAAAUCUAUCCUAAGGAAAUUUUUGUUAAGAAAAAAAUAUACGGAAUUACGGUAUAUGUAUCAGAACAUCCAGAAUUGAAUGAAUAUUUAUCAAAUGUUCUGAAUGCAAUCAGAGAAUUGAUAAAGGAAGAUGAAAACAGUAUUAGAGCCAUUAAUCUUACUUUCUACAACAAGAACAAGUCACCAAUAGAAAAAUUUGUCUUUGAUAUGGUUAAACUACAAGCAGAGUUUAUGGAGAGAGAUCCAUAUUAUUUAAAAACAGAAGAAGCACUAAAAACAAUUUGCUUAAAAUUAUCAAUGUGUGAUACAUAUUUAAGAGCUAUUCCAGACAAUUCAACUUUUUCUAUUGAAAUUCAAACAUAUGAAACUGCAUAUGUUACUCUGAGCGAAAAUCCAAAAUGUGAAGAUUUUCCAUGGAUUAUUAAAGAUGAUGCAGUAGAAAUGAUCAAUAAAAAUCUACUGCCAUUAAAGGACAUCAAAACAGAUUGUUUAAACUUACAACUCUAUGUGAUUGAGGAUACAGCAAACAAAAUCUAAGAUUUAAAUAAAUUUAUGAUUGAUAAGAUUAAUUCAUGAUAUUAUUAAGUUUAUUAUUGCGUUUAUAAGUCCGAUAAUUCGGCAGUUCAAAUUACGACACAUUUGAUAUAUAAAUUCAUAUAGAAAUUAUUUAAGCAUCUAAGGUCCAGCUUUGAUUGUUCAGGCUUUAAACUCUUAUUUGUCGUGUAUUCACAUAUAUGGUCUUAAUAAAUUAUUUAUCAUUGUUUGCA